CGAAGGAUGCCACCGCCCGCCUCUGCCUACUCAGGUUGGUGAUAUGACUCGCGAUUGCCAGACCGCACCUAUCUAAGUAUCAUUCUAAACACUCUCCGUUUCACGUGGUCGACCAAGCCCACCCGUGAGGGCAGCGGGAGGUGGGGGCGUGUUCUGGUGUCUUUGCUGUUAGAUUAGCAGGAUAUUUCCGACGAGCAGAAUUUGGAGCGGCGUGGGAAGGUAGUAGGAUGAACGCGGGUUGGUGCGUUGUCGGGUUGGUAGUCAGUCUCUCACAGCCCCUCCUCUGUUGACGGUGAAGAUAACAGACAUCGCAUUCGUUCACCGGGAGCAGGAGGGCAGGAGAGAGGAUUGCACUCUCGCACCCAACCUGCUGCUGCUGCCGCCCUCAGCUGCGCGUAUCUUUCCGCCUCUUCGAACAGGGGCUAAUAUGAGGAAGCCUGUUGGUGUGCCCGACCCAGGAAGGCAUCAAGCUCCUGCUGACUCUCUCUAAAUCCUCCAGCUGUCCCGUCAUGCCUUGCUCCCCAUAGACCCUCCGGCUCUCAUAACCACACGCUACAACGCACACACACUCACUGAAGUCCCCCCCACCCCCACCCCACGCAGCCCUCACAACACACACACACACACACACAGUAGCCAUGGGUCUGGACACGGCAUCACAUGAACCCCUGCUGAGCGCAGGGUGCAAAAGGCAGCGGUACCUACACAUGCGCAGGAAGUUGAGACCGCUGCGGAUCGCCGGCUUCCUUCUGAGUCUGGCAGCAAUAAGCACAGUCCCUUUCGCUCUGGGUGCCUUCCCGUCGGCCUUCGGCACGCACCCUUCGCUGGUCUCCUCUUCCUCCUCUCUGUUAGGCGGGGCGCAGGUCCUCCUCGCGGACUCGCCGCACAGGACUUUGCUGUCCACUGACCACUGGCGCUCGGGCGACAACGCCUCGGCGGAGGACUCGCCGGUGGCCAUGCGCUCAUCCGCGGCGGACGGCAACGAGUCGCAGGGCGAGUACCCGCAGGACCUGUUCACGCUGGCGGAGCGGCGACAGGGCGCCGUCCUGCUGCACAUGUUCGGCAUGCUCUACAUGUUCAUCGCCCUGGCCAUCGUCUGCGACGAGUUCUUCGUGCCGGCACUCACCGUCAUCACCGAGAAGUUUGGCAUCUCCGACGACGUGGCCGGCGCCACCUUCAUGGCGGCGGGCGGCUCUGCCCCCGAGCUCUUCACCUCCGUCAUCGGCGUGUUCAUCUCCCACAGCAACGUGGGCAUCGGCACCAUCGUGGGAUCGGCCGUCUUCAACAUUCUCUUUGUCAUCGGGAUGUGCGCGCUCUUCUCCAGGGAGAUCCUCAACCUCACCUGGUGGCCGCUCUUCCGCGACGUCUCCUUCUACAUCCUGGACCUUAUCAUGCUCAUCGUCUUCUUCCUGGAUAACUACAUCACCUACGCGGAGAGCCUCGGGCUGCUGUCGGCCUAUGCCUCGUACGUGAUCUUCAUGAAGUUCAACUCCAACAUGGAGUCGUUUGUCAAAUCCUGCCUGAACCGGAAUCAGGUUGUGGAAGUGGAGGCCCCACCAAAGCAAAGCCCUGUGAGUGCAGAGGAUGAGAGCAAGCUAUCGGCAAGACCUCGGCUCCAGAGAGGAGGAAGUUCCGCCUCCCUGCACAACAGUCUCAUGAGGAACAGCAUCUUCCAGCUUAUGAUACACACUCUGGACCCUCUCAGUGAAGAAUUUGCUGACUCUGAACUUGGGACUUAUGGCAAGCUAAAAUACUAUCACUCAAUGACUGAGGAAGGGAAGUUCCGAGAGAAGGCUUCCAUCCUUCACAAGAUUGCCAAAAAGAAAUGCCAAGUAGAGGAUGCCAAUGGAGUUUUGGAUAAGAAUCUGCCCAACAGCUCCAGUGUUGAGGUGGAGGUCACCCCCCCAAUGAACGGCACGGCUGGACAGGAUGGAGACGCGGGUGAGGAUGAGGAAGAGGAUGAUCAGCCCCUGAGCUUAGCGUGGCCCGAGACUAACCGCAAGCGUGCAGCGUACCUGUUCAUCAUCCCCAUCGUAUUUGUGCUCUGGAUGACACUACCUGAUGUCAGAAAACAGAGCUCUAAAAAAUUCUUCCCGAUCACGUUUAUUGGAUCAAUCUGCUGGAUCGCAGCCUUCUCCUAUCUCAUGGUGUGGUGGGCACACCAGGUGGGCGAGACGAUUGGGAUUACAGAAGAAAUCAUGGGGUUGACCAUCCUUGCUGCCGGGACCUCCAUCCCCGAUCUCAUCACCAGCGUCAUCGUGGCGCGAAAGGGACUGGGGGACAUGGCUGUGUCCAGCUCCGUGGGGUCAAACAUCUUCGACAUUACCGUGGGGUUACCGUUCCCGUGGUUGAUGUACUCGUUCAUCCACGACAUGGCUCCGGUGAAGGUGAGCAGCAACGGGCUCUUCUGUGCCAUCGUGCUGCUCUUCAUCAUGCUCCUCUUCGUCAUCAUCUCCAUCGCCGCCUGCAAGUGGAAGAUGAGCAAGCUGCUCGGCUUCAUCAUGUUCCUGCUCUACAUCGUCUUCCUGGUGGUCAGCGUUAUGCUCGAGGACAAGAUCAUCUCCUGCCCGGUGACCGUCUGAGUGGGGGAGUCGCACACACACACACAGACACUUAUACAUACACAGACACACACACACACACACACACACACACACCUCACCUCCACUCGGAUUGUAAGACAACACACACACACACACACACACCUCUUCCAAUCAUAUUGUAAGGCAACAAACACCCAUACAUAAAAGCACACACACACACACACACACACACACAACAUGCAUGCACACCACGCCUCCAUUCAUAAUGUAAGACAAUACACAUGUACACACACAUCGACCCCUGAAGUGAAGGCCUCACCUCCCCAUCUCCUGACUCCUAACAGAGCUCCCUUCUUGAGCAAGAGAAAAGCCCUUUUGGAGGGGAAGUGCACUUGGAAGGGGAAGGGUGUUUGUUUGUUUGUUUUGUAUUUUUUUUUGACUGGAAGGGGAUUUAAAAAUGUUUGGUUUCCACAACAUUA
This is a messenger RNA of Alosa alosa (allis shad), 3022 nucleotides long. RefSeq names its product sodium/potassium/calcium exchanger 2-like. Gene Ontology annotation, biological process: long-term synaptic depression; long-term synaptic potentiation; intracellular calcium ion homeostasis. Gene Ontology annotation, cellular component: membrane. Gene Ontology annotation, molecular function: calcium channel activity; calcium, potassium:sodium antiporter activity. The record is from RefSeq and is a predicted model, not a curated record. The transcript has 12 exons. NCBI's taxonomy places the organism in Eukaryota, Metazoa, Chordata, Actinopteri, Clupeiformes, Clupeidae. Bases 639 to 2582 code for a protein of 647 amino acids.